CAAGAUGGCGGCGCCCAAGCGCGGUGUGGUUGAGCGGGGCAUGAAACGGGCGGGCCGCGCCCGUGGCGACGGCGGCAAGCUGGCCCGGCUGCGGCUGGCCGUGCAGGAGUUCGUGCAGGCAGCCGGAGACCAGCUGCCGCCGCCGCCGCAAGGCUCGGGGAAGCAGAGCCGGCGGAACCGCCGGGACGUGAGGAAAGAGAAGCGCCGGCUCAAGCGGAGCCGCCGCCGCCGCCUCUUCCGAGGCGAGGAGCCGGGCGAGGCCCCCGCCGCCCCGGCCAGCCCGGCUCCGGCCUUGGCCGCCCGCCCCGCCGCGCCGGGCUCGCCCCCCGCUGCCGCGCAGCAGCAGCGGCCGGAGCCGCGGCGGCGACAGCAGAAGGCGGCGCGGUCGCCGGCCCCGGCCCCGGCCGCGGCCCGCAGCGCGGCGGCCGCCGCCUCGGCGCGGAAGCGGGCCCUGCUGGAAGCCAACGCGGCGGAGGAGAAGGAGAUCCGGCGGCUGGAGCGGCGCCUGGGGCUGGGCAAGCGCCGCAGGAAGGCGGCGGGGGCCGCGGCUGCGGCGGCCGAGCUGCCGCAGAGCUUCGUGCGGGACGGGCUGGGCUACGUGCUGGGCGCGCUGGGCUCCCGGGCCACCCUCGCCGGGCUGUACGCCAGCAGCGAUGAGGAGGUCGGCCAGGGGCUCGGCGGCGAGGGCCGGGGGCCGGCGGAGGGAAGUGAGGGGCCAGAGGACGAAGAGGUGGAGGAGGAGGAUGAGGGGCUCGAAGAGGAGGAGCCGGAGGAGGAAGAUGAGGGGCUCGAGGACGAGGAGAAGAUGGAAGAAGAUGAGGGGCCAGAGGACGAGGAGGAGCUGAAGGACGCCUCUGACGCGAUGGAGGGAGCCGAGGUGGGAGGCCUCUGGGAGAGCGAGGGCAGCGGGAGCUUGGCCCCGGAGCGGGAGCAGAGUCCUGGUCUCAGUGCUACAAAGUAUGUUCCCCCUCAAGUGAGAAAAGCUCAGGAGGCAGUAGAUGACAAAAAAAGAGAAGAAUUGGGAAGACUGAAGAAAAUGGUGAAUGGUCUCAUUAAUAGGUUGAGUGAACCAAAUUUGUCCUCCAUCAGUGGACAACUGGAAGAGCUCUACAUGGCCAACAGUAGAAAGGACAUGAAUGAAACUCUAACAGAUAUUCUUAUGAAUGCUUGUGUUACUGCAGUUGCAAUGCCUACAAGAUUGAUGAUGGAGCAUGUCCUUUUGGUCAGCAUUCUUCAUCAUACAGUAGGAAUUGAGGUUGGUGCUCACUUUCUGGAAGCUGUGGUGAAGAAGUUUGAUGAAGUCUAUAAAAGUGAUGCUGAAGGGAAAGAAUGCGAAAAUCUAUUUGCUUUGAUUGCCCAUCUGUAUAACUUCCACGUAGUUCAUUCCCUCCUGAUCUUUGAUAUUCUGAAGAGGCUUGUAAGCACAUUCACAGAAAAGGAUAUUGAGUUGAUUUUGUUUCUUCUGAAAAAUGUGGGCUUUUCGUUAAGAAGAGAUGAUCCAUUGGCUUUGAAGGAACUGAUUAGUGAAGCACAGGGCAAAGCAAACACAGUGGAGAAGAAACUUCAGGAUCAGACUAGGGUUCGUUUUAUGCUAGAGACUAUGUUGGCACUGAGAAAUAACGACAUGCGUAAGAUUCCUGGUUAUGAUCCUGAACCAGUUGAAAAACUCCGCAAAUUGCAAAGAACACUGGUUCACAACAGUGGUUCUGGAAAAGAAACUCAGCUCCGUGUCUCCCUGGAAUCUCUCCUCAAUGCUGAUAAGGUUGGUCGCUGGUGGAUUGUAGGUUCAUCCUGGAGUGGAGCACCGAUGAUAGAAGAUACAAACAGCAAGACUCAGCAAAAAUUGCAUAUAGGAAAGGUGAGUUCAAAGAUAAUGGAGCUUGCUCGUAAGCAGAGAAUGAACACUGAUAUCAGAAGAGGUAUUUUUUGUGUCUUAAUGACAAGUGAAGACUUCCUGGAUGCCUUUGAAAAGCUUCUGAAGCUUGGACUGAAAGAUCAACAAGAGAGAGAAAUUGUUCACAUUAUCCUUUACUGUUGCUUACAGGAGAAGACAUAUAACCCCUUUUAUGCGUUUUUGGCCAGCAAGUUUUGUGAAUAUGAAAGACGAUUCCAGAUGACAUUUCAGUUCAGUAUUUGGGAUAAAAUCCGAGACUUGGGAAACCUGUCAACCACUGCUGUCUCCAAUUUGAUUUCACUGUUAGUUCACUUGUUAAGGACAAAAUCGUUACCGCUUUCAGUUCUCAAGGUAAUUGAAUUCAGUGAACUAGAUAAACCCAAUGUCCAUUUCUUGCGACAAGUAUUAAGCACGCUAUUAAUCAAAACAGAUGCUGAAGAUCUUAGUGACAUUUUUGGGAGGAUAUCUGAGAACCCGAAAUUGGGAAUGCUACGGGAAGGUUUGAAGCUUUUCCUUACCCACUUCUUACUGAAAAAUGUGCAAGCCCACAAAAGCGGUGAAGAAGCUAGCUUCUUAAAAGAAAGAGUUGAACUAGCAAGCAAGGCUUUGCAAGCAAAAGAAUCCAGACUGAAACUAUAAUUCUGUUUUUCAAAUAAAACAUAUAUGGGAAAAAUGAGGUCUACAUGACAAUACAAAGCUUUACGUAAGCCUUUCAGACCCAGAACAGAGAAUGAGGGGAAUGGUAUUGCUGUAAAGCAUCUGAUGUUUCGAUGUAAACAAUUGCUUUACUCUACAUACUAGUUACAAGUUUGAAGGUUAUAUGGGACCCUUCUAAAGAAAGGGGAAAAAGUAUUUUCUGUAACAUGCCUUUUCAGUAUCUGUACUUCAAGUCGAUUAUUGACAUUAAGAGAAGAGGCUGAAUUUCUCUUAGAUUGUACUUCCAGUCAGCAGCAGUGCUCAGCACUGGAUAUUCUAACCUUUCUUUUAUUCUUUUUUUUCUUUUCUUUUUCUUUUUUUUUUUAACAUAUAGUGAUCAGUAUUCUACAGUUUUAACCAAAGCUUUUAAUAACUAAUCGUUGUACUUUGAAAAAACAGGCCACUAGAUGGCAUAACUGCUGGUGAGUCUGUUUUGGAAGAAAGUAACUUUUUUUAAAAAGUGUUGAAUAUAUCAGCUAAUUCUGUGAAUUGUUUAUGUGACUGUGGGUCAGGAAGAGAUCUCAGAUGGAUUCGAAGUUAAAAUAAAAAGCCCAUGAUGAUCUGACUUUGCCCAAUUAUAUUGGGUUUAAAGAUCGCAGCAUAGCUUUAUGCUAUUUUCACCUGCUUUUCUCAGCUUUUUAAGUUGGAGUUAUCAGUCUUACUGCUUGUGAAAAUCAGAUUUUACUAGACAUAAAGAAUAAUAUCAAUGUCAGUCUUUUGAUAAGAAAAUACCUUCUCUUGCUCUUGCUUUCACUUUCCACUCAAAUGUUUAAGAAAAAUGUACCUUUCUUUGUAUAACAAUAUUGACUGGGCCGUUUCUUUUGUUGCCUUCAAACUACAUAUUAAACUAUAGUUUCGGGAGGGGCGGUUCUGUUUGCGUUGUUUUUAUUGGCAGCUUUUAGGUGUACAACAAAAUGGCUAUUUCCCCACAGUUAAAUCUCACAUGCAAAAGACAAAAGAGGAAAAAAUGUUAAUAAAAAUAUUUCUAAAAAAUCGUACCA
Messenger RNA from Rhea pennata, 3591 nucleotides. It is a transcript of the gene NOM1, whose product is annotated as nucleolar protein with MIF4G domain 1. Gene Ontology annotation, cellular component: nucleolus. NCBI's taxonomy places the organism in Eukaryota, Metazoa, Chordata, Aves, Rheiformes, Rheidae. The record is from RefSeq and is a predicted model, not a curated record. The transcript is spliced from 11 exons. Gene Ontology annotation, molecular function: protein binding; RNA binding. The coding region runs from base 5 to 2533 and encodes 842 amino acids. Gene Ontology annotation, biological process: ribosomal small subunit biogenesis.